Molecule: messenger RNA, 801 nt
Organism: Sceloporus undulatus (fence lizard)
Lineage: Eukaryota; Metazoa; Chordata; Lepidosauria; Squamata; Phrynosomatidae
Gene: CDX1
Product: caudal type homeobox 1
Exons: 3
Coding region: 1-801 (266 amino acids)
Biological process (GO): animal organ morphogenesis; cell differentiation; anterior/posterior axis specification
Cellular component (GO): nucleus
Molecular function (GO): DNA-binding transcription factor activity, RNA polymerase II-specific; RNA polymerase II transcription regulatory region sequence-specific DNA binding
Source: RefSeq, a predicted model, not a curated record
AUGUACGUGGGCUACCUCUUGGAUAAGGAGAGCCCCCCCGCCAUGUACCCCAACCCGGUCCGACACGCCGCCCUCAACCUGCCGCCGCAGAACUACGUCCCGGUGCCGGCCCAGUACUCGGACUUCGCCAGCUACCACCACGUGCCGCCGGGCCUGAGCGGCGGGGAGCCCCACCACGGGCAGCCCUCCUCCGGCCCUUGGGGCUCGCCCUACCCGCCCCCGAAAGAGGACUGGCACGCCUAUGGGCCAGGGGCCCCCGCCGCGGUGGGCAACCCCGGGCAGCUGGGCUACGGCCCGGCGGAUUUCAGCCCCCUCCAGGGCCCGGGCUCCGGGCUGCUGCCUCCGCCGAUGGGCGCCUCCUCGGUGGGCCAGAUCUCCCCCGGCCCCCAGGGACCCCGCACCCCUUACGAGUGGAUGCGGCGCAACGUCCCCGCCAGCGGUGCCAGCAGCGGGAAGACCAGAACAAAAGACAAGUAUCGUGUUGUGUAUACAGACCACCAACGUUUGGAAUUAGAGAAGGAAUUUCACUACAGCCGCUACAUCACCAUCCGGCGGAAAGCAGAGUUGGCAGCAACGCUAGGACUCACUGAGCGACAGGUGAAAAUCUGGUUCCAGAAUCGGAGAGCAAAGGAGAGGAAAGUGAACAAGAAGAAGAUGCAGCAGCAAACACAGCCUGCCAGUACAACCACUCCCACUCCUCCAGCUGUUGGCACUCCAGGUCCAAUUGGAGGCAUCUGCAGCAGUACCACCAACCUGGUUUCCUCAUCACCAAUGACUAUCAAGGAAGAAUUUAUGCCUUAA